GGGCCACAAACAUCUUUGUUAAGACACCUCAGCUAACUUUCUAGCUCUGAAAAUGGGCGGGAAGUUCAUGCUGAACGGUGAUUGGCUGAUCGACUGGCCGGGGGAAGUGGAGGCAGGAGGAACUUCCUUCACCUACAGCAGAGCUGAAGAUGACUCCGAGACCUUGUCUACGCUGGGACCAACCACAGACAACCUCACAUUAAUGGUGUUGCUGAGGGAACACAACCCUGGGAUCCACUAUGAGUACUGGACCCCGAACACUGAGAUCACACUACCACCAGGACCACACCUCUACUCCUAGUCUCGCUACCCCAGGAUGUCUCCAAUACUACCAGUACUACCACCACUACAACCACCACUAUAACCACCACUACCACAUCUCCCACAACCCCCAGCACCUAUUCUAGCAACCUGAUAACCACAACUACAACAACAACGCCCCGACCAGCGGUACUAACAAGUGUCAAUAAAACGAAGAUACAUCGGCCACUUCCACCGCCUCGCCGAUCAGACAACGAAGUGCACAUAACAUCACCGAUGCGCAAGCCAAAGAAACCGAUCAAGAUUAAAGACGGGAAGAGACACAAAGGGGAGAAGCAGAAGGGGAAGCGGGGCCAGAAAGGAAAGGGGAGAAAAGACAAGAUAGCCAAGAAGAAGCGAGGGAAGAAGGGAAAAGUUGGUAAAAAGGAACCAGAGGUGCCAGCUGUGUGUGCCCCGUGUGAGAAACCAAGACAACAGACCAAGCAAAUGUUUUGCACUAGCGACUUCGUGUCGCGUGUGGAGGUGCUGGGCAGCGAGACGGUGGGCGGGGAGCGCCGCUACGAGGUAUUGGUUCAUCAGUCUUACAAAAACACAGUGCCUCUGCUACACAAGGAGUUCCUUUGGGUCACCAACCCUUGCCAGUGCCCGCUGCUGCGUCAUGGCCGCUCAUACCUGGUCAUGGGCAUCACGGAGGUCACAAGAGGUCGCGAGGUGCGCCUGGUACUCACCAGAGGCAGCUAUGUGCGCCGCUACAAGCCCCAAAAUUUGGCCAGGAUUCUGCGCAUCAGGCAUAAUGAGAUGCGCUUCUGUAGGCCAUGGAGGAGAGAUCUGAGAUUUGUCCAGCCAGCAGCCCUCAACGAAACUGAUUUGAAUGCAACUUAGCCCCCUCUCACUCCUACCCAUGCCACUAGCUAGUCUACUUCCCUCCGUCUAGGAACAACCACCUAGCCCCUUCUCGUCUGUCUGGAUGACACCUAGCCCAAAAUCACCCGUCUGAGGUGGCACCUCAGAUAUCAGAGCAUAAACAGACCUUCAGGGUAGAUCCUGAUGGCUCCCUUAAAGCCACCGAGCACAUUAGGCUGCUUAGUGAGAGCUAAUGACACCUAGUGUUGAAUUAUUAAGUCACAAGAACAGUCUUGACAUGACCGAGUCACACAGCACCAAACGGCAGGGAGAAAGGUGUAUGCAGGGAGAGGUGAGUACAAAAGAGAAAUAUCAGAGAUGGUGCAAUAAGCCAGUUUCGUCUAACAGAUCGUAGAGAGAAUCAUCGCUAUGCAUGGAAGUGGCCUAGUGAAGAGGCGCUGAGAAUGCCUCACAGUGAUGUGUUACCCUCAUCACUUAGGAGACAACAAAAGUGCUAGACCAAAGAGAAUGAGAUAUAAGU
Messenger RNA from Cherax quadricarinatus, 1645 nucleotides. NCBI's taxonomy places the organism in Eukaryota, Metazoa, Arthropoda, Malacostraca, Decapoda, Parastacidae. The record is from RefSeq and is a predicted model, not a curated record.